GUUAUCACGUACACGGAACAAUACGGGAAUAUGACCAAGCAUUUUGUUUAUUUAUAAGCAUUUGCACAAAUGAUACUUUCGUAAAUGAAAAGGUGUUACCAGUGACACUCGUUUGAUUUAAUUCUAUAUUGCUGUUAUUUUUUCCGUGUUUUUUUUUUAGAUCAAUAGAAUUAUGGAAAUAGAAUUUCUACCAGAAAGUCAAGAUUACAGUGUGGCAGAAUUCUAUGAUCAAUUUCACACACACUUGCCUGUUAUGGUGCAAGUUAAUCAAGGAUUUCAAGGACAUAUUAUUGAGGACACGUUUGGAAAAGGAGAGAUACUCUAUAUAGCGGCUAUAUCAAAGCAGAAACGUGUUGUGGCAAAUGUUCACACCAGGAAACAUUGCAGAGUUCUGAGUAUCCCUGAAGCCUAUUCAGAAAAUCUAUGUACCAUAAAGCACGGAAAACCUGGGCAUGAACAUAGUCUUUCCGAAAUAUUGAAGCACCACCAUAGACUGCCUUUAAAAGUCCAGUAUCCACCGAACGACAUCAUAAUAAUGGGAAACAAAAGCUUCAACUCGAAGGAAUUGCCACACCUGGAACUUGUGAAGACAUUUGAGGAAAUAUACCUGCUCGGAAACUAUUUAGUAGACGGGAAGUUAGGUACAGACAUCCUCCAUGUUCCUUUGUACCUUUCACAACUGAGGCUCUGUCGGGUUACUGGAAUCAAGCUCCUGUCGGAAGAUGGAUGGAAAAAGCAUUGUGAUAUGUUAGAGGAGGAAAGUCGACAUAUGGAAUAUGAUCUUCUGUUUGGAAAUCGAUAUGUUGCAGAAUAUGAUCAUGCUGAAAUACACCCGGAUACGAAUUACGCAUAUGCUGAACCCUUAGUUUACGACGACCUUAUCAACUUGAUGUUUCAUUGGCCGGAAUGUCAUUUCGGAAGUGCAGCCAGUGAUUCAUCUGCGCAUAAAAGUACAGACAAAUCACACGUGGAAACCGUGAUGCCGGAAUGUUCAUCCAGUGAUUCCUCUGCGCAUAUAAGUACAGACAUUUCACACGUAGAAGCCGUGACAGAACAGAUUCAUAAUUUAGAAAUUGAACAAACGAUUAACGCGAAAAGUGGAAAGAGAUCUGAGUCUUUGCAUUCCAAUACGUUUAAAAAGGAUCAAAUUGAAGAAGACUAAGCUAUAGAUACAGAGAUAUUUUUUGCUUCAGGAGAUUAAACAAACCUUCCUCAUUAGACUAUUGUGAAUAAUAAACAUUAGCUGGGCAUGUCAUUGAACUUGAAGCAAGUACUAUAACCUAUGGGCUAUUGAAAAAUAUGCUCGACUUUUGUAACGGAAACACUGCUUGACUCCAGGAGCGCAGUAUAUUCGGCAAAAGAACGACUACAUAUUUCUCGAUACAAAGCUUAUACACGUAACAGUAUUUUUAUAUACACAUUUAUUCUCAUGAUAAUUACAUAAAUGAUAUACUAGUAUAUUUCUUUUUAUUUAUUAUUUAGCGUGCUUGAAAAUUGAAAAUGCUGCCCAUCAGGAAAUGUUUCAACACAACAAAACAAAUCAACAUGACUUCACAAAUAAUGCCAUGCUAAAUUUGCAAGUCAACGUAUCAAAACUAUUCAGGUUUGAUGUUCCAUGUUACUUGAAUUAGUUAGAAAUGUGUUCUGUAGUAGCCAAAAAUAUUGUUAUGUAAGGAUGAAGAAACUGAAAUGUUUAUGUCUAACACAGUGACAAUGUAAGCAAUUAAUAAAGCCAGGGAAAGAUUCAAAUCAUCUAAAAAGUCUAUGCUCUUAAAAGAUAAGUAAAUUGCAAAUAUAUCAAGGUAAACACAUUAACAUUUAAUACAGCAAACUCUGAACUUGUAACAAUAUACACUUAGUAGAUGUGCAUACUAGUUAAAACGUACUUCUUCCGACCGUGAAAUAGCAUUGCAUGCGGAAUAUUUACAUAUAGACAGUGUAAGGGAGGAAACUACUGUAGUAACGCGCAACAUUGCAUGAUUCGAUAAGAACACAUAUUAACCAGGGCAUCGUCUUUCGGAGAACUGCUACGGGUUGACUUAGUCAAAUAACAUCUAGUUACGCUGGAAAACGUUUUAAAGGGUGUAAUAUACUAAAAGAAAUACUUUAUUUCUAAAGUGGGUCCGUUACAAUUUAGAAAACAUUGAAAAUGAAGCUUGACAAGAAAGUUGAAGUAGAUUCAAUGUCAUAGCUGGAAAAAAGCUUCUGAUUUUUUUGUAGUGUAGAAUUUUGUAUUGAAGAAGAAUAACAAGAGAACCAAAAGUAGCUUCUUCAUUUUGUUAUGAAAAUGAUCUUGCUUAAUGCUUUUCAAAACCGUUACAGGAUUCUAAGA
Messenger RNA from Mercenaria mercenaria, 2332 nucleotides. RefSeq lists its product as uncharacterized. The transcript is spliced from 5 exons. Bases 173 to 1162 code for a protein of 329 amino acids. The record is from RefSeq and is a predicted model, not a curated record. NCBI's taxonomy places the organism in Eukaryota, Metazoa, Mollusca, Bivalvia, Venerida, Veneridae.